Messenger RNA from Sorex fumeus (smoky shrew), 1144 nucleotides. RefSeq names its product SAGA complex associated factor 29 (gene SGF29). Lineage: Eukaryota; Metazoa; Chordata; Mammalia; Eulipotyphla; Soricidae. The coding region runs from base 196 to 1077 and encodes 293 amino acids. The record is from RefSeq and is a predicted model, not a curated record. Gene Ontology annotation, cellular component: SAGA complex. The transcript is spliced from 10 exons.
CUCCGCGCUGCGCCUAAGCUCAUAAAAGGGAAAAAAGCGCGUGUAGUUCCCGGGGAGCCGCGAAUCUUCGAACCGGAGCGCGUUGCUCUCCGCAGACGCCGAGAAGCACUGGACGGACUGGCCGGCCCGCGCCGUGACAGUUCCUAGCACGACGUGCUGGUUUCGCGCCUGGCGGAGCAGGUGCCCGCAUCGACCAUGGCACUCGUGUCUGCGGAUUCCCGGAUUGCAGAGCUGCUCACGGAGCUGCAUCAGCUCAUCAAGCAAACCCAGGAGGAACGUUCUCGGAGCGAACACAACUUGGUGAACAUCCAGAAGACGCACGAGCGGAUGCAGACUGAGAAUAAGAUUUCCCCCUAUUACCGGACAAAGCUGCGUGGCCUCUAUACAACCGCCAAGGCCGAUGCCGAGGCGGAGUGCAACAUCCUCCGGAAAGCCCUCGACAAAAUUGCAGAAAUCAAGUCUCUGCUGGAAGAGAGGCGGAUCGCGGCCAAGAUCGCCGGCCUCUACAAUGACUCGGAGCCCCCACGGAAGACCAUGCGCCGGGGGGUGCUGAUGACGCUGCUGCAGCAGUCGGCCAUGACACUGCCCCUAUGGAUCGGAAAGCCUGGUGACAAGCCCCCUCCCCUCUGCGGGGCCAUUCCGGCCUCCGGAGACUACGUGGCCAAACCCGGCGACAAGGUGGCUGCCCGGGUCAAGGCCGUGGACGGGGACGAGCAGUGGAUCCUCGCUGAGGUGGUCAGUUACAGCCACGCCACCAACAAGUAUGAGGUAGACGACAUUGAUGAAGAAGGCAAAGAGAGACACACCCUGAGCCGGCGGCGCAUCAUCCCCUUGCCGCAGUGGAAGGCCAACCCCGAGACGGACCCCGAAGCCUUAUUCCAGAAGGAGCAGCUCGUGCUGGCCCUCUACCCUCAGACCACCUGCUUCUACCGUGCCCUGAUCCACACCCCCCCCCAGCGGCCGCAGGAUGAUUAUUCUGUCCUGUUUGAAGAUACCUCGUACGCAGAUGGCUACUCCCCGCCCCUCAACGUGGCCCAGAGAUACGUCGUGGCUUGUAAGGAGCCCAAGAAAAAGUGAAGGACGCUUGCUGCCCUCAAAGGGGUGCCCAGAGGGGACGUGACUGAAUAAACACUCUCCCAUCCGG